CGCACCCCCAGCGCCUCCCCAGACUUGACCAAGCACUCGCCCCUGGCUCUUCUGGCCGCCACCUGUAGCCGGAUCGGACAGCCGGGCGCAGCGCCCUCGGACUUCCUGCAGGUCUCUUACGACCCGACCCUGGGAUCCCCCUCCAGGAUCUUCCACCCGUGGAGUGGCGAGAUGCCCGCGCACUCCCCGGGGGGGCUGCCGCCGCCGCACCCCAGCCUGGGGCUGACCCCUCAGAAGAACCACCUGCAGCCCUCCUUCGGGGGGGCGCACGAACUGCCCCUCACCCCUCCGGCGGACCCCUCCUACCCCUACGAGUUCUCUCCCGUCAAGAUGCUGCCCACCUCCAUGGCCGCCCUGCCCUCCAGCUGCCCCCCCGCAUACGUCCCCUAUGCCGCCCAGGCCGCGCUGCCGCCCGGUUACUCCAACCUGCUGCCUCCCGCGCAGCCCUGCCGGCAGCUCUCGCCCAACCCGCCGCCCGAGGACAUCCCCUGGUGGAGCAUCCAGCAGGCCGGCGCCCCGGGCGGCUGCGGCCACCGCUUCCCCGCGGCCGCGGCGCUGCCGCGGAGCCUGGUGCUGGGCCACUCGGACUUCGCCCAGUACCAGACGCAGAUCGCCGCCCUGCUGCAGACCAAGUCUCCCCUGGCGGCCACGGCCAGGAGGUGCCGCCGCUGCCGCUGCCCCAACUGCCAGUCGGCCGCGGGCAGCGCCCCGGAGGCGGAGCCGGGCAAGAAGAAGCAGCACAUCUGCCACAUCCCCGGCUGCGGGAAGGUGUACGGCAAGACCUCGCACCUGAAGGCGCACCUGCGCUGGCACACGGGCGAGCGACCCUUCGUCUGCAACUGGCUCUUCUGCGGGAAGAGCUUCACCCGCUCCGACGAGCUGCAGCGGCACCUGCGGACUCACACGGGCGAGAAGCGCUUCGUCUGCCCCGAGUGCGGGAAGCGCUUCAUGCGCAGCGACCACCUGGCCAAGCACGUCAAGACCCACCAGAACAAGAAGCUGAAGUCAGCGGCGGACGGCGUCAAGCGGGAGGACGGCCGCGACCUGUGACCGCCGGGCGGCGGGGCGGGACCGGACCGGCGGCGGCCGCCACACCUGCGAGCCGAGCCGAGCCGAGCCGAGCCGCGGCGGGAACCCGAGCUGAGGGCGCUCCGCAGCCGGGGGCAGGGCGGCCGGCUCUCUGACUCGCGUCGGGCCCGGCGAGCGGGAGCUCGGCUGGGGGCGGCGCCGGGGCCCUCAGGCCCGGGACUGGACGCUCGUAGGGCCCCGGCUCCGCCGCCGCGGCGCGCCCUCGACCCGGGACAAGCACCCUCCCCGUCUCUGCGGCCCCGGGGCGCGGCUGAGGGGAGGCCGCGGCCGCCUUCUCCGUGGUCGGGGCUUGUGGGCGCUCGGGGUGGGUCGGCAGCGGAGGCCCGGCCGUGCCGAGGCCCGGCCCUCGGCGCUUUCAGGGUAAAAGACUGAAGUUUUGUGUACAGGUUAUUUAAUAGUUCUGUUUGAAUACCAGUGUUCCUCUCCUCGUCCUCGGCCCCGUGGGGGGCUCCAGCAUGAGAUGUCUCUGUAAAGCGACCCGCGACUGCAGCGCGAAAUAAACACGUUACCACUGGGGUCACGCA
Messenger RNA from Strigops habroptila (Kakapo), 1613 nucleotides. It is a transcript of the gene SP5, whose product is annotated as Sp5 transcription factor. Gene Ontology annotation, biological process: regulation of transcription by RNA polymerase II. The transcript has a single exon. Gene Ontology annotation, molecular function: RNA polymerase II cis-regulatory region sequence-specific DNA binding; DNA-binding transcription factor activity, RNA polymerase II-specific. The record is from RefSeq and is a predicted model, not a curated record. The coding region runs from base 172 to 1050 and encodes 292 amino acids. Lineage: Eukaryota; Metazoa; Chordata; Aves; Psittaciformes; Psittacidae.